UUUGCGCCAUUUCCUAAAGUUGAAACCAUUGGGGAACGUCGAGCGACGUUGUUCUGGAAAAUACCUCGCGACCCGAGAUACAAUAUAACUCACUUCUGCGUUUCCCUGAAUGGAACCGCGUGUUCCUUUACUUCCGGAUAUCGCUACACUCUAGACGAGCUACUACCAUACCGGGCGUACGCCGUUAAUGUAUCGUCAUGCACCAGCAUGAUGUGUGGAGAGAAGCGUUCAGCACAUUUCUCAACGGAUGUUGGGGUUCCCUCACUUCCAAGAAGUUUAACCAUGGAGUCGUUGGGCACAUCUUGGAUUGAUGUGAAGUGGCAACGUCCAGAAACACCGAACGGUCCCGUAAGCGGAUACAACAUUACAUGGAGCGACGGCGAUCACGGCAUCACGUCCAUAACAAAUGAAACCACGUUCAACGCCACACAUUUAAAGUCGGGCAGCCCCUACAAGAUAUCUGUGUAUGCUUUCAACGAUGGUCGUCAGCAAAGAAAACUUGGCCCCGAAUCAGUUAUAAAUGUGUCUACGGACCCCCAACAAAUACCCUCCAAAGAAACACCCACAUCAACAAUAGCAAUUGCUGCCACAGCAUUGUUCAUGGUCCUCCUUGUCGGGUCUGCUUACGUGACCGUUGAAACGAUACGACGAAGAAAGCUGGCACGCCUUGUGGAGGAAUUUGACUGUCAUCCCCUGGUCUCUGGUGAAAUAGCACCGCCGCCUAGAAAGCACAUCUUAAAUUGCUGGUCUUCCAGCGUGUGAACUGCGUCAAGAUGGAAUAAAAAAAGAGGGCGGAGACAGCACUUCUACGUUUGCUACUUUUACACUCUUAGGUAUUCAGUCGCACUGCAUAAUAUUAAUUAAACAAUACGCUUGCAUGCAACCAUAUUUUAUCGCCAUAAUCAUCAACUCUCACAUUUGACUGUACGCAGGAGAAGUAUAUCGAGCUUUUAUUUAAAGAAUGGCGUAGCAAAUUAAAAACGCCGUUCACUGUAAAGAAAUAAAA
This is a messenger RNA of Rhipicephalus sanguineus (brown dog tick), 1006 nucleotides long. RefSeq names its product protein sidekick-2-like. The record is from RefSeq and is a predicted model, not a curated record. The transcript is spliced from 4 exons. Gene Ontology annotation, molecular function: protein binding. Lineage: Eukaryota; Metazoa; Arthropoda; Arachnida; Ixodida; Ixodidae. The coding region runs from base 208 to 762 and encodes 184 amino acids.